AUGCAAAGACGGAGAAAUAAAGUUAAAGAUAAGCCGCCCCCGGACCCACGCCGAGAGUACUUGGACGCCGAGUCCAGCGAUGAAGCGGAAAGGCUCGCCGGCCACUUGCAACGAUUAAUCGGUCAUUCGCAGGUUCCGCGCUGUUGCAGGUUCCUAAUUUGUCUCCAGGAUUAUGGUAAUUUACCCUUCGACCUCGAUCGUACCCGCCGUGUGUUGGAAGAUGAACCUAAUUCGUCCUCUCACGAGUUCUCAUGGUACUUGCACGAUUCAAAAUGCAACCGCGGCAUUACUUGCGAUCUAGAUCUACCACAGAGGUUAUCGAAGGGGAAUAUUGUUGCAGGUGAAGAAGAUGUGGAUGAGCUACGUCCGAUAUAUGAAGCGGAUGAAUUAGAUGAAUUGGUUCAGAAUGUUAAGGAUAUGACGACUCUGAGCGGUCUGACGGACGACGAUUGGACGUGGAAAUGCGACAUGGACAUUCGCGAGUUCUUCCACGAACCGAGCAUUCCGGUCCUCUGCAUUUAUCACGUGAACGGCAGUCUGACCACAGAAUUUUCAUUUCCUACGGUUCCCGUGCACGAGCUAACCUACUUCGUGAGACAGCCCAACGAGAUUCUCCGCCCGGAGAACUUUCGCGAACGCAUUCUCUUCGGGUCGAUGAACGACAAGGUGGAGAGCCAUAUACUAGGAAUCAUCCAGAAUAUGUUCGCGCCGAUUUUCUUCGCAAUCGAAACCUGGCCCGACAGUAUCCUUCGCUACUGCCCUCUCUGUUAUCGCAUUGCAAUUAAUUCGCGUAACUAA
Messenger RNA from Cyphomyrmex costatus, 798 nucleotides. RefSeq lists its product as uncharacterized. NCBI's taxonomy places the organism in Eukaryota, Metazoa, Arthropoda, Insecta, Hymenoptera, Formicidae. The transcript is spliced from 4 exons. The record is from RefSeq and is a predicted model, not a curated record. Bases 1 to 798 code for a protein of 265 amino acids.